This is a messenger RNA of Amborella trichopoda, 1180 nucleotides long. Its product is annotated as amino acid permease 2. The record is from RefSeq and is a predicted model, not a curated record. NCBI's taxonomy places the organism in Eukaryota, Viridiplantae, Streptophyta, Magnoliopsida, Amborellales, Amborellaceae.
GAAAUAUGUACACUAUAAUAUUUGGGGCGAUUGAAAUGAUAUUAUCUCAGUUCCCAAAUUACAUGGCUUUCAGUUUUGGCCUCAAUAAUGUCCUUCACUUAUUCAUGCAUUGCAUUGGGUUGGGUCUUGGUAUUGCCAAAAUUAUAUCCCAUGGAGAACUUAGGGGUAGUUUAAGUGGCGUUCACAACUCUCCAGUCACAAGGACAUGGAAUGCCUUUCAAGCCCUUGGCAACAUUGCUUUUGCUUACACAUUUGCUGGAGUUCUCUUAGAAAUACAGGACACUUUAAGAUCUCCUCCACCAGAAAAUAAGACUAUGAAAAGGGCGACACUGUACGGGAUCGCUGUGACAACCAUAUUUUAUAUGUCAGUCGGUUUUGUGGGCUAUGCUGCUUUUGGAAAUCAUGCACCAGGCAACUUGCUCACUGGAUUUUAUGAAUCCUUUUUGCUCAUUGACAUUGCCAACUUGUUCAUUGUCAUCCACCUUGUGGGUGCCUGCCAAGUGGUUUUGCAACCAAUUUUUCAGGUUGUGAGAAGUAUAUUUCUUCGAAAUGGUCGACAAACUGCUAUUUGAUUGCCACCUACAUUCUCAAAUUUCCUCUGUUGUCCUCAUUCGCUUUCAGAUUCACCCUCUCAAAGCUCAAAGUUCAAUCACUACUUGUCAUCAUAAUCACUCUAAUCGCCUUGAUUCUUCCCUUCUUUAAUGCUAUCAUGGGCCUCCUUGGAGCAUUGGCCUUUUGGCCAUUAACAGUCUAUUUCCCAACAACUAUGUACAUUUCCCAAAUGAGGGUAAAGCAGGGCACACGAAAAUGGAUUUUGUUACGAAGUCUGAAUGUCAUUUGUUUCAUGGUUAGUCUAAUGGCUAUUAUUGGUUCAGUAGCUGGUAUUUUCGAUAGUCUUAAGCAUGUGACCCCUUUUAAGAUGGCAUAUUAAGUAAAGUCAUGGGGGAAAUCAGAAAGUAUGAGAAGUAUGAAGAUUAGUUGUUUUUCUUUUUUGUAUUGUUCUUUAUGGCUGCAUAAAUGUUGGGGUAUUUUCUUCAAGUGGUUAGCCCAUGCCCAUUUUAUCAAUCAGAAGCUUGCAUUUUCAUUAGCCUUAAGUAUGUAUUAACAAUGUAUUAAAGCUCUGAUUUGCGCAUGGUAAGAAUUCGAACUUAUGGAAUAACGGAUGAUUGUUCAGUAACUU